GUCCACACGUGGUUGGUCUGGUGUACACCACGCACGCAGACGCAAGCAGCGGCUCAGAAAUGGCGGCCGAUACUGUCAGCUCUUCGCUGCAGCUACCCUGCGUUUUUUCACCAAAAUCACGACAGUACUUGGCAUUAUGUGCCCAGGACGGCAGACUUCGCAUUUGGAACACAGACAGUAAAACACUUCACCAAGAAUACGUGCCAUCAGCCCAUUUGAGUGCCACUUGUAUCUGCAUAACCUGGGGACCAUGCCGGACAGUCAAGGAGGGGCCCCAGAGGAAGAAGAGGAAAUCGGAGCCCGGGCAGAUGGAGGAGAAGGCAGACCUGUUGGCGAUGGGCACGGCAGCGGGCAGUGUCCUCAUUUACAGUACAGCGAAGGGAGCCCUGCACUGCACCCUGGAUGGAGGCCAUAGCGGAGGGGUGAAUUGUGUCCAGUGGCACCCUGAAGACAGUCUAUUAUACAGCGCCUCAGAUGAUACAAACAUCGUAGAGUGGGACCUGCAGACGGGCAAGGCGAGAAGUAAGUGGAAGGCGGACCGUGCAGCGGUGACCAGUUUGUGUGUGAGCCCUGACGGCAAACUGCUGCUCUCAGCCGGUCAGGUUAUCAAGAUGUGGGACUUGGACACCAAGGAGGUUUACAGGAAGUUCACAGGCCACUCUACGGCCGUGACGACCCUGCGCUUUGCCACCACACGACCCCCCGAGAGCAACGGCCUUUACUUCCUGUCCGGCGCCGCACACGAUCGGCUGCUCAGUGUCUGGCAAGUACGAGAAGACGGAAAGGACAAGAAUUCAGUGGUGUCCUUCACGCUGACGGACGAGCCACAGCACAUCGACCUCAUCGCGUCCAACAGCAAGGAAGAGGCGGUGAGGCUGGCGGUGGUGUGUAAGGACGGGCAGCUGCAUCUCUUUGAGCACUUUUUAAAUGGGCCCUGUAAGAAGCCGUUGUCCCCUUCGUGUACUGUGCAGAUGUCGGACACCAAGGACUCCCCGGUGCCGAUCCCGCUGCUGGCUGCUGCCCUCAGAGUCGGUACGCGGACUGUGCUGCUGGGCUACGGCAACCACCUGCAGCCUGUGAUGGAGAAAGUGGAGAUCAACACAGCAGAGAGACACGUGUGUUUGACCCGGGAUGUUCACACCAGCUUGUCCCUUUCCAUGGAAACCGCCGUCUCCAAGGUGAAAACCCCUGUUGUGAACGCCAAGAGCAGAGUGUUGGUCCCAGGGCUCCCUGGUCACCAAGCCCCCAUCAAGGGAACACCGCAGGGAUCGGACAAGAGGAAAAAAGACACCGACACCAAAGAGAUGUCCAUAGCGGAGCGGCUAAGGGAAAUCGAUCUGUCUACAGUCUCCGUCGACAAGGGGGCCCCUAAAGGGACGGCCUCUCUACAGACGGACAACUUUGCGGUGCUGCUGCUGCAGGGCCUGGAGAGCAAAGACGCCAGCAUCCUCAAUAAAGUUUUCCAGACUCGUAAAGAGAUGGUGAUAAAGAAAACGGUUGCCCGGUUACCCCUCUCUGCUGUUUUGCCUUUGGUGGAAGAGCUCACAAAGAGGCUCCAAGGGCAUCCUUUUACGGCCGUUUUAAUGGUGCGGUGGCUCAAGGCCGUGCUCAUGCACCACACAUCAUACCUGGCAUCGCUGCCAGACCUGGUUACCCAGCUGGGAGUGCUUUAUCACAUGAUUGAGAGCAGAGUGAAGAUGUUCCACAAGCUAACAAAGCUGCAUGGGAAACUCUAUCUGCUAACGACACAGGUGGCAACAAGUGACAGCAGCAAGAGCGUUAUGGACAUUGACCACACAGCAAAGCUGGUGUAUGAAGAAGAAUCAUCUGAUGAAGACGAGGCCUCCGGUGACGAAGGUCUCCCCGACGACGGUGACGACUCUAACUGGGAGGAGGACGAGGCGAUGGAGGAAGACAAGGAGGACGAUCCGGACAGCAGAACAGAUUCCAAAGCGAAUGGAGAGGAAGACAUGGAGCGUGGGAACGAGAGCGAAGAGGAGUGAGGACGAGGGGGGAGGAAUGCCCAUCACACGUAAAAUGGACCUGAAAGAGUUAUAUAUACUUUCAUUUUAUUUUCAUGCUUUUGAUUUUAAUAUCGGAACAAAGUAUGGUUUUACAAAAAAGAAAUCAAGGGACUCAUGGUGAUGAAAUCUGGGCAGCUGCCACGCCACAACACCGUUCAACCACAAGGGAGAUGAUGUCAUCUUCCCACCCCCCCCCACCCCCCUUCUGAGGAACAGAUGCAGCAUUUUGCGGAGUCGCGUUAAACAUUCUGCUGUCAGUUCAGUCUGCAUCCCAGCUCUACCUACCUGACCAGUUUGCAUUGAAGAAUGACUUAAUCAUUUAAUGGUGUUCCAGUUUGCCUACACUGCGGUGUGCAUUCCAAAUUUUUUCAUGUCAUUAUGUAAUAAUAAAUAGUAUUAGAGUAUAUUGUUUAAGCUUAACCGCAGGUGAGACGGUACUCUUGUCUGCGAUCUCUUUAUUCUGAGAGAACUCCGUAGGCCAUCUGGAGCCGCUCCACAAACGCAGUGCACGUGUGGAGUUGUGAUGCAGCCCCCACCCGCCCCCCCAGGUGACCAUACGUCAUGUGCCCAAACAAUGUAAAUCUGUAUGUACAGUGAAGUGUUUGUAUGAGCUCUUCCUCUACAGCUGUCCCCUCACAUGCUUGGGAUUAAAUGAUCUCCUGUAAAGUC
Anarrhichthys ocellatus (wolf-eel) is the source of this 2693-nucleotide messenger RNA. It is a transcript of the gene wdr43, whose product is annotated as WD repeat domain 43. The coding region runs from base 60 to 2003 and encodes 647 amino acids. Gene Ontology annotation, cellular component: nucleolus. The transcript is spliced from 18 exons. Gene Ontology annotation, molecular function: protein binding. Lineage: Eukaryota; Metazoa; Chordata; Actinopteri; Perciformes; Anarhichadidae. The record is from RefSeq and is a predicted model, not a curated record. Gene Ontology annotation, biological process: maturation of SSU-rRNA from tricistronic rRNA transcript (SSU-rRNA, 5.8S rRNA, LSU-rRNA).